Cotesia congregata is the source of this 525-nucleotide messenger RNA. Lineage: Eukaryota; Metazoa; Arthropoda; Insecta; Hymenoptera; Braconidae. The record is from the annotation of a GenBank genome assembly.
AUGGAAGAUUUGAACGAAGUUAUUCCAAAAAAUAAUCUGGUGGAAAAGGAGCCAUGCAAUUGUGGAGAUACGAGAUGCUUAUCGAAAGAAGAAAAUCCAAUAGAUGCGUUGGAAGUUGACAUUAAAUGUUUAUUUGGUAAUAUACUUGACAUUCAGAGAGGUGUAAAAAAUCAGAUAGACAGUAUAAAGAAAGUGAUGAAAGAAGUUACAGAUGAUGAAUUCAACAAAUUGCAAUACUAUUGGGCGAACGCGAAAUUUGACUCUGGAUGCGCUAGUGCUCACUUAUAUCUAGCUCUUAAACGUAUUGGAAAUUGUGAUAAAGCACAAACCAUUUUGAAAUAUAACCAAGAGAAUGAAAUAUUUCAAAAAUAUUUAUUGUGGAAGUAGAAAUAUGCAAAAGUCAUACAAAAGUAUCUUUCGCUGGACGAAAAAACUGUUAACUCAUACAAAGGUCAGGUUAUAGGUGAAUAUUUUAAAUUCAAAGAUUACAAGAGAGAACGUAUUGAAAAUGGCGCUAAGUAUUAA